Scatophagus argus is the source of this 2643-nucleotide messenger RNA. It is a transcript of the gene gpr83, whose product is annotated as G protein-coupled receptor 83. NCBI's taxonomy places the organism in Eukaryota, Metazoa, Chordata, Actinopteri, Scatophagidae. Gene Ontology annotation, molecular function: neuropeptide Y receptor activity. Gene Ontology annotation, cellular component: membrane. The coding region runs from base 146 to 1576 and encodes 476 amino acids. The record is from RefSeq and is a predicted model, not a curated record. Gene Ontology annotation, biological process: neuropeptide signaling pathway. The transcript has 4 exons.
ACAGCAGCGGCGCGCGCCGAGUCGCAUCACGCAACUUGUUGCACGAGCUUCAACAUGUGCACAUCACUCCAGUGACACCAGGGAUAGAGCUGACAGUCUCCCAGCAUAUAAUCAGAGAGGGAAAAUAAAGUAGCCUUUUCAUAAAAUGAGAGCUGUGUGUGUUUGGUUUUCUGUGGUGCUGUGGAUGGGCAGCCCUGACAGGGCAGCACCCGCAGCAGCAGCGGGACACAGACUCAACGACUCGUCACUUCUGGCAGAGGGGAUACUUUCUUACAAGGAGCAUUUACUUAACGAUUCGGGGCAGUUGAAUAACCGGAGUUACGGAUUUUUCCUCCUGGACUUUGACGAGGGGAUGCUGGAGGACUGGCGCUCUCUGGCCAGUGAGAAGCGUCGUGGUGGGGAGUCGCAGGACGGAAGCGUCAAGGCACUGCUGGUGGCCGCUUACUCCCUGAUCAUCGUGAUCUCCCUGUUUGGGAACACUCUGGUGUGCCAUGUGGUGGUAAAAAACAAGCGCACCCAGUCCGCCACCAGCUUGUUUAUUAUGAACCUUGCUGUGGCUGAUAUCUUCAUCACAGUCCUUAACACGCCCUUCACUCUGGUUCGCUUCGUGAACAGCACCUGGGUGUUCGGCAGGACAAUGUGUCACAUCAGUCGCUUUGUGCAGUACUGCUCUCUGCACGUCUCCACGCUCACCCUGACCGCCAUCGCACUGGACCGACGACAGGUGAUUUUACAUCCUUUGAGACCUCGCAUGUCCCCUGCCCAAGGUGGAGUUUGGGUUGCUGUUAUCUGGAUCAUGGCCAGCUGCUUUUCCCUACCACAUGCCAUCUACCAAAAACUCCUGACUUUUGCAUACAGCAAGGAAAAGGAGCGCAGCCUGUGUGUCCCAGACUUUCCAGAGCCUUCGGAUGUCUACUGGCAGUAUAUUGACCUCCUUACGUUCAUAUUACUUUACAUGCUGCCACUCCUCAUCAUCACUGCCUCCUACACCACAGUGGCCUGCCGACUAUGGCGUCGCAAUGCCAUCGGUGACACCACAACAGCUCAGCACGCUGCCCAGAGAAGAAAGCGGCGGCGGACGCUGGCCAUGUUGCUCUUGGUGGUUGGGGUGUUUGCUGUCAGCUGGUUCCCACUCAACUGCUAUGUGGUGCUGUUGUCCAGUCAGGUCAUCCACUCCUCCAAUGCCCUUUACUUCUGCUUUCACUGGCUGGCUAUGAGCUCCACCUGCUACAACCCUUUCAUCUACUGCUGUCUGAAUCCCACCUUUCGCCAGGAGCUGAGGCUUCUCUUUGACAUGUGCCAGAGGAAGCGAAGGGCGGUGGUGGGGUUGGAGCCGGAGCGUCGCCCCGCAGCAGCCUGCGCUACUCGUCACAGGGUUGCAUGGCCUGACAACCAUGAGUCCUCAAGACCGAGGCAUGCUUUGUCCCAUCUGGGCCAUGCCUCCUCAGAGCAGAGUAAUGCUUCUUCCAGUCACUCCAACAACAUAAAAGAUAUGCAUGUGCUCUACACCACCAGACAGGUUCUCACAGGAAGAACAGACAUCCUCUCUGUGGAGCCUAUCGUUGCUGUGACCUGACUGAAAACAGAUACCACAAUGUGACAGGAUUUUGGGCAUUUGAGAUUCACAGUCCUAUUUUAUGGUUUCAUCAUGCUCCAAAGAGAGCAAUAAAUCUGUAAAUCUCAGAGAUGCAUGGAUGGCUCUACACAGGAUUUAAAAGCAGCAGAAGGAGAGAUGGGUCUUGUGACGGCUUUAAACUGAAUAAACUCUAAUCAUAAUGUGAUUUUGCCGUGGCUUUAUUCAGAUUUUUCUCUUUCCUCGCUGCUUGUCACAUUUUUUUUUUGUAUUUCCUUUUUUGGUUCAAUAUUUGUUAAGAACAGAAGUCCUCAGUCCUUACAAACUGGCAAGACAACUCAAGGUGCAUUUAUCUGCUGUUCUCAAACUUUCAGUCAUAGAGUACAAUCUCCCUCAGCAGAUGGAGUUUGCCCAGUUGAUUUCCAUUUGUUUUCUGUACUCUAUAAGGAUUUCUCCUUCAUCUUUACCUGACAGAUUAAAAGUUGAUUUCUGAUCUUGGAAACAGUAGUUGACAAUAUCACAACAAGGUCCAGUUAGUAGGUGUUCUGUAGCUUUCAGUCAGUUUUUAACAAAUCUCUUAAUACUCUUGCAGCAUUGACACAAAACAGUGUGCUUAUGUAAUGAUCAAAUUGCAAAGGAUGAAAACUGGGUUCAUGUACAUACCAUUAACUGAAGUGUUCCAUUAUAACAACAACAAAAAAAAUGUUCAUCUAACGAAAAUGUUUUGUCCAAAAGAUCUUGUGAAAUAUCUGACAUUUAUAUUGAUGUUCUGAUGUAACUGCUUUGUCUGUCUUGUGUCCAAUAAAACAUUGAAGUUGCUAGAUUUGUGCAGCAACUGUAAUAAUAAUUAUCACACAUUUCACAGCAUUAUUCUCUACAAUAGACUGAAUGAUGUUUUAGUUGUUUUAAAGGUCCUUUCUUACUGAUUUUGUCCAGUUUGACACAAAUUUGACAACUGAGGUAGAAAUGGAGACAACCCAGAACUCUGUUCCUUGAUCGCACUGGGAGACAGAUCCAGUGACAAUUAAUUUGGAGCUUUGGCAACCAAAGACUGCUGCAAAAAAGUUUUG